GCUUGUUGUGUUUUUGUUCCUGUCCCCUCAGGGAGACGUCGUUACGUAACGUAUCAAGGUGUUUAUUUGCUGAGCGCUGGGCACGCCUGUUCACUGUGACUAUCAAACGACUUCGAUCAACUACACUUCACAGCUGACUUCUCCGGGGUUAAAUGUUUCCGAUCAUCGUCGAGCUGACACAAACAAGUUUUGAAACAGGUGGAAAAGUGGAGAGGGGCCAAAGGCAGACCAAUGGCCACAAUGCAUCACCUAGAAUACCCCCUCAGGGACUCAUUUUACUUGGAUGAGUCAGAGUGUCUCAACUACUACGGGAUGUUGUCCCUCCAUGAGGUCUUUGAAAUAGUUGGUUGUCAGUUGACAGAGACCGAUAUUGAAGUCAUGUCAUUCCUCCUGAAUGAAACCUGCCAUACCUCACACCCGCUUGACCCAGCAGGCUGGACAGUAGAGCCCUGUGAGGGUGAUCCAGUUGACUCGGGUCUAGCCCCAAGUUCUGCACUGCUCAAUGCCUGGAGGAGGUAGCCUCAGAACUCCCAAGGCCCAACACUAGCCUCUUUUAAACCCAAGAGUGGCCUUGAGCUGUUGUUAGAACUGGAAAAGAACGGAUACCUCAGUGAUGGCAACCUGGAGCCACUACUGCAACUACUGAGAGUUCUUACUCGCCAUGAUCUGCUGCCUUUAGUGUCCCACAAGAAAAGGAGGACAGUAUCUCCAGAGAGAGGUGGACAGAUGUAUGGAAUAGAGAAUGGAGAGAUGAUGUGUAUUUCUGGAAUGCAACACAGCUGCAGACAGAUGGAUACACCUCUUCCGUCUUUUCACACGCAAUUAAGAACUGGUGUCUACCCUCCUAUGCCUGUGCCACCUGCUAGGAGGAGGAGGAAGACGAGGGGUUAUGGCUGGAGCCGCAGACCCAAGAAAACACACAGACAGGAGCAACCACUGCCUCCACCUCCAACACCGCUGCCUCAUAAGGCGUCCUGUGACAUCCGCUUGCGUAUCCGGGCCGAGUACCUGGAGCACGAGUCGGCACUCCGUGAUGGUGUCUCCUCAGACAAACAGCAGCCCCUGGAGCGGCAGUUUGAGUUGUUCAGCCAAGCCAACUCGCUGCUUCGUGCCAGAGACCUGGGUUCUGUCGCCUGUGACAUCAAGUUCACAGAGCUGGACAACCUCGAGGCCUUCUGGAGUGACUACCUGAGCGGGAAUCUGCUGGAGGCCCUGAAGGGAGUCUUCAUCACUGACUCCCUGAGGAUGGCAGCAGGUAUGGAGGGUGUCCACCUGCUGAUCAGUGUGGAUCAGGACGACUACGAGGAGGGCCGGAGGCUGCUAAGAGCCAGGAGAACGAUGUCACGCAGAAAUGGUGCUACUUUCUAUGAUGCCAAGAUGAGACAAGAUGUAGCAAGAGUUUCCUUCUUAGCCUCAGUGAGAACAGGAGCAAGCAAGCCUGUACCACAAGAUCAAGUGGUAAGCCUUUCAGAACAUAAGAAGUAUUUCAUAUGGUUAAUACAUUUGGGCUUCCACAAAUAAAACUUAUACUCAUAAACAAGG
Messenger RNA from Notolabrus celidotus (New Zealand spotty), 1542 nucleotides. RefSeq names its product death effector domain-containing 1 (gene dedd2). The record is from RefSeq and is a predicted model, not a curated record. Gene Ontology annotation, cellular component: nucleolus. Gene Ontology annotation, biological process: regulation of apoptotic process; apoptotic process; extrinsic apoptotic signaling pathway via death domain receptors. NCBI's taxonomy places the organism in Eukaryota, Metazoa, Chordata, Actinopteri, Labriformes, Labridae. Gene Ontology annotation, molecular function: DNA binding; protein binding.